This is a messenger RNA of Mastomys coucha (southern multimammate mouse), 2960 nucleotides long. RefSeq names its product zinc finger protein 250 (gene Znf250). The coding region runs from base 908 to 2494 and encodes 528 amino acids. The record is from RefSeq and is a predicted model, not a curated record. NCBI's taxonomy places the organism in Eukaryota, Metazoa, Chordata, Mammalia, Rodentia, Muridae. The transcript is spliced from 5 exons. Gene Ontology annotation, biological process: negative regulation of transcription by RNA polymerase II. Gene Ontology annotation, molecular function: DNA-binding transcription repressor activity, RNA polymerase II-specific.
UAUGGGCAAAAUAUUUUCCAUUAAAGUAUUUUGGCUUUUUGCUGUGUUUUAAGGGGCUUCCUUAUUUCAAGAUUAUUUUACAAAUAAUCUGAUUUUUGUCUGGUACUUGUAAAGUGUUGAUUCUAUAUGGAAUUUAUUUAGAUAAGGGAUGAAGUUAGAAUCCAGCUUUGCUUUUCUCCCCCUAAAUUGUACCCAUUGAUAACAUUUUCCACUAUGCAUAGGAUACUUUAUCUUUCUGUUUACUUGAAAAUGCACUUGUGUCUUACACUAAAUUCUUCCCUGUGCUCGGGCCUAUUUGGGGAGGGUUGUUGUGGUUCUCAGAUGUGUCUAUUUUAUUUUGUGUGUAUGGGUGGUUUUGCUUGUGUGUAUGUAUGUCUAUGUACCACGUGUGCCUGAGGAGACCAGAAGAGGGUGUGAGAUCCCCUAGAACUGGAGUUACAGAUGGUUGUGGGCCUCCAUGUAGGUACUGGGAAUUGAACCCAGGGUCUCUAGGAGAACAACUAUCGUCUCUGCCCCUAUUUGGGGAGUUUCGGGUGGUUUUGAUGUACAUAAGGAUUUUUUGUUCAAUUGCUUGGUUGGUUGCUUGCUUUUUGAGACAGGGUUUCUUUGUGUAGCCCUGGCUAGCCUGGAAUUAGCUUGUAGACCAUGUGGAUCCUAGGAACCACACCCCGGUCAUCAAACUUGACAACAGGUGCUUUUCCCCACGGAGCCAUCUUGCCUGUCAUCUUUUAGGUCCCCAUGUCUACCGGUGCCUGACUCUGCCUGUCCUCAGUAGACCAACCCUGUGUUGGUAUAGAUAUCUGGCCCCACGGCCCAUACUCAUUCUUCUGGAUUCUUCUUUGCAUCUGUUAUUCCUCCCCACUGGAUCCCCUGAUUUCUGUUGUCCUCGAAUUCCAAAGAAACCAAGAUGGCAGCAGCCGGACUUCUGCCUCUGCCAGCAGCACCCCAGGCCAAAGUGACCUUUGAGGAUGUGGCUGUUCUGCUCUCUCAGGAGGAGUGGGCCCGCCUGGGCCCUGCUCAGCGGGGCCUCUACCGAAAUGUCAUGAUGGAGACCUACGGGAAUGUAGUCUCACUGGGACUUCCAGGAUCUAAGCCUGUUGUGAUCUCCCAGCUAGAGCGAGGAGAAGAUCCGUGGGUCCUGGAUGGACAGGGAACUGAGCUGAGCCAGGGCCUGGGAGGUGACCACUCAGAAUGCAAAGCCAAGGAAGAGAACCAAAACACAGACUUGAAUGUACAACCGUUAAUCUCAGACGAAGCAUCAGCGACUCUGAGAAAGAUUGAUGAAGAACAUUACAAAACAGAGCCGAACUUCUGUCCAAAGCCCGUUGGCCCUCAGAAGGCUGAAGUGUUGAACCCUAGUGUACCAGUUGCUCGACCCCAGAUGGCUCCCAGUGUUGAGAAACCCUAUAUAUGCAUUGAGUGUGGAAAGUGCUUUGGUCGAAGCUCUCAUCUCCUCCAGCAUCAGCGAAUACACACUGGGGAGAAGCCCUAUGUGUGCCACGUCUGCGGAAAGGCCUUCAGCCAGAGUUCUGUCCUUAGCAAGCACAGGCGGAUCCACACAGGCGAGAAGCCCUAUGAGUGUAACGAAUGUGGGAAAGCCUUUCGAGUGAGUUCUGACCUUGCUCAGCACCACAAGAUACACACAGGAGAAAAGCCUCACGAGUGUCUGGAGUGUGGGAAGGCGUUCACCCAGCUCUCCCACCUCAUCCAGCAUCAGCGGAUCCACACCGGGGAGAGGCCCUAUGUGUGUCCCUUGUGUGGGAAAGCCUUCAACCACAGCACGGUCCUGCGGAGCCACCAGCGGGUGCACACUGGGGAGAAGCCUCAUGGGUGCAGCGAGUGCGGGAAGACAUUCAGCGUGAAGAGGACGCUGCUGCAGCACCAGCGGGUCCACACUGGGGAGAAGCCCUACACGUGCAGCGAGUGCGGGAAGGCCUUCAGUGACCGCUCCGUGCUCAUCCAGCAUCACAACGUCCACACCGGGGAAAAGCCCUACGAGUGCAGCGAGUGCGGCAAGACCUUCAGCCACCGCUCCACGCUGAUGAAUCACGAGAGGAUUCACACGCAGGAGAAGCCCUACGCCUGCUACGAGUGCGGGAAGGCCUUUGUCCAGCACUCGCACCUCAUCCAGCACCAGAGAGUCCACACCGGAGAGAAACCCUACGUGUGCGGCGAGUGCGGGCAUGCUUUCAGUGCGCGCCGGUCCCUGAUCCAGCACGAGAGAAUCCACACAGGCGAGAAACCCUUCCAGUGCACCGAGUGUGGCAAAGCUUUCAGCCUGAAAGCAACCCUCAUCGUGCACCUCAGGACCCACACGGGCGAGAAACCCUACGAGUGCAAUAGCUGCGGCAAAGCGUUCAGCCAGUACUCGGUGCUCAUCCAGCACCAGAGGAUCCACACGGGAGAGAAACCCUAUGAGUGUGGCGAGUGUGGACGCGCCUUCAACCAGCACGGGCACCUGAUCCAGCAUCAGAAAGUCCACAAGAAACUGUGACCCCUGGCCGUCAGAAGCCCGCGCUUAGGACAUGCACAAGACCUAAACAACCUUCCCCCAGGAGGGAAUUCUGUUAACUCUGCAGAGCCUCCCUUUGGUGACUUGGUUACAGUCCCAUGUCCCUCCUGGGGAAAAACUCAGCAAAUGUCUAUUUUCCUCAACAUCUUCACGUUAAAUUGGAGAGGAAUCCUAUAAUUGUAGAUACUGGUAAAGACUGGCAUAAUUCUACCUUUGUCUAUUUGACAUGAGUUAGUUUAUUGAAGCAACUGAAAAUCUAUAAAGCUAAAGCGUGGGAACUAUUCACAUUUCAAAUGAAGUUUCUUUUCUUACAUAACUUCAUGACAUUCCUAAAUGUAUUUGAUCAUUCUAAUAAUAUUGUGCUUAAAUUUAGAAUGUGAAAUCAUUUUCAGUGUCCUUUUAAAACACUUAAGUGCUAUGUUGAUAAAGUGAUAUUAAAAAAGCAAAA